AAUGUCCAUUAAUCGUACUCCGAUCACUGAAAGUAGAAGAACAGUUCCUAUAACAAACCAUAAAACAACAUCUGUCUCACGAAAAGUUUUGACUCUUCCCAGCACUUAUAAUUACCAUAUAAAGGCGGUAGUACAACUCUCGAUGUCAGGCUCAACAGCUAAAUUUCAGAUCUUAUUGUCCGACGAUAUACACGAGAUGAAUGCAUAUCAUAAUAUUACAACUCAAACUGAAAUGGGCAGUACAGAGAAACUACCCAUUGAAGAAGAUGAUGACACGAGUGUUUCCGAGAAAGCGUCUGAAAUCAUGCAAAUUGAUUCUGGUUUCCACAACAGCGAAGAUGAGGUAGUGGCUAACUACACUGGUAUGGACUACUCUGGUCUUCCAUUUGCUAAGGCCAACCAAACGCUACCUUGGGCGAACGAAAUUGGUAUCGACCGAUUCCUAGCAGCCGCCAUGCCAGCGUCGGUGAUCUGACAAAUCUACACGGUCCUCGCAGUGGUUCUUGUAAGUUUACCGAUAAAUCUGCGAGUCGACAUGACACCCAAUGGGUGCCCCCAUUCUAUUCGGUUUGUUGUAACGCUCCUGUCAUUUCCUUUCAUUUGUAUUAGCUGUAAAGUGAAAAAGUUUUACCAUGACGAAAUAACAUGAUGUAACAAGGCACA
Messenger RNA from Saccoglossus kowalevskii, 663 nucleotides. RefSeq lists its product as uncharacterized. Lineage: Eukaryota; Metazoa; Hemichordata; Enteropneusta; Harrimaniidae. The record is from RefSeq and is a predicted model, not a curated record.